GUAAAUUUUGGUACCCCUUAACCCAAGCCCAAAUUAAUGGGCUAGCUGGCUGAAACAACUGUACUUCAAAUUCGAAGGGCUUUGUGCCGUAAAUUCCUCACCGAACCCACAGUCCUCUGCUCAUCCCAUCAUCUUCGGCAGCAGCUGUCUAAUCCUUCUUGCGUUCUCAGGUUGAACUAGGCUAAAAGUUUGAGGGGUUCAAGCUGAGUGGAAGAGAAGAAGUCUAGCGUCAUUAUGAUGACCAUAUUAACGUCCAGUUCAAUAUUCCUUCUAAAGGAAAUCAUAUUUGAGAUGUUGAGCUAUUUGCCAGUCAAGUCAUUGCUAAGAUUUAAAUGUGUAUGCAAGCAUUGGAAUGCUACAACUCAAGAUUUUCAGUUUAUUUGCCUUCAUUUUAAGCGUUGCCCUGUGCUAAUUAACAAAAAGCCGCUAGAGAUAGAGAGUUAUGCAACCGGAUUCAUAAUCUUAUCUACAAUCGGUUUAAUAUUGGAGUACCUUAUUUGCUGGGUCGCCUCUUCUCCUAAUUUUAUUUACCGCAUAAGAAAUCCUGAAAUGCAUCAAAUUCUUGAAAUUCCGGAUUCACAAAAUCCUAUCUUGAACAUGCACAUGGUGGUGGACACAGAUAACCAACUCUUGAAGUUACUCUCUGUAAUUCAUGUAAUUGGAGACCCAGGAUUGCCGCUCGGUUAUGAGGUUCUUGAUCUUCGGAAUGAAGAAGGUACCUAUUCGUGGCAAACCCUUGACUUGCCGAAGGAGAGCCGAGGAGAAACUACAAUAUUGCAGAACCGAAUUUGUAGGCAUAGCACCCUGUUUAAAAUUGUCGAUGCAAUAGGAACUGCUUACAGCAUGUGGGAUACAACUAAUUCCCAUAUAGGAAUUGAUAUUGUGGAUAUGGUGAAUGACAGCUACAUUGGUCAUACUACUUUUCCUAACGGUUUCUACUCAAAGGAUGAUUGCAUACUUUGGAAGCGAAAGCUGUCAUUCGCUAAAGUUGUAAAAGAUGAAGUUCAUGUCAUGGUGUUAGAAGAUUAUAACAAGCAGCAGAUCAAAUGGGCUGAAGCAAAACUAAUCAUUAAGCUACCUUUCUUGAAAGAGGUUGUGCAAGAACAGAUAAAAGUUUUAGUAGGUAGGAGAUCUAAGUUGUGCUUUUCUCGGUGGAACUGGGACAAAAAAUCUAUCUGCACUUAUGACUUUAAGACGGGGAAGGUAACAACUAUAGUGUCCAGCUGCAACAACUCUGACCUUUUUGAGUUCAUCACGCCUUGCCUUUUUGCUUGCAAAGGAAUGCAUGCAGAUCGUCUUGUCAGUAAUUAGUUGUAAUAUGCUUCCAGCUUGCUGUUGGGAUGAGCAUUUGUUUCAACACUAUUUCGAUACACUUGCCUCAUAAUUAUUUCUUACUUUGAGCUAAUUAAGCUUUUUAAUGUUAUGCUGAUUUUUGAUAAAUUAGAUUCCUUUUAAGUUUUAUGAGAGAUUGUCAUACUUUAUAGAUUA
Molecule: messenger RNA, 1488 nt
Organism: Nicotiana tabacum (common tobacco)
Lineage: Eukaryota; Viridiplantae; Streptophyta; Magnoliopsida; Solanales; Solanaceae
Molecular function (GO): protein binding
Source: RefSeq, a predicted model, not a curated record